Dendrobium catenatum is the source of this 1019-nucleotide messenger RNA. RefSeq names its product CSC1-like protein At1g32090. Lineage: Eukaryota; Viridiplantae; Streptophyta; Magnoliopsida; Asparagales; Orchidaceae. Gene Ontology annotation, molecular function: calcium-activated cation channel activity. The record is from RefSeq and is a predicted model, not a curated record. Gene Ontology annotation, cellular component: plasma membrane.
UCACUAACUUUCACAACUUGUGCAAUUCCUCGCCCACCGCCCUUCUCCGUUCUCCCCGUCUCUCUCCCCUACAGUUUAAUUUCUCCUUUCUAUGUGUUUGUAUCUCUAAAAUGGCUUCCCUGGAGGACAUAGCCGUUUCCGCCUUCAUCAACAUUUUAAGCGCCAUCGGCUUCCUCCUCGCUUUCGCUGUGCUGAGAGUUCAGCCCAUCAACUCUAGAGUUUACUACCCCAAGUUGUACAUCAAUGGGUUGAGGAGUUCGCCUCGAGGGUCCAUGAAUGGGGUCCUCCGCUUUGUCAAUUUCAACAUCUGGAGCUACAUCGUCAGCUUCUUGGGCUGGAUGCCGGAAGCGCUUAAGAUGAGCCAGACGGAGAUCAUUCAGCACGCCGGCCUCGAUUCCGCAAUCUAUCUCCGGAUUUACAUUCUUGGCUUAAAGAUAUUUGUGCCAUUGACAAUCUUGGCGCUAUUGGUUAUAAUACCUGUCAAUGUAUCUAGUGGAACAUUACUAGAUCUCAAGAAAGAUAUUGUUUUCAGUGACAUUGAUAAGCUCUCCAUUUCAAAUGUCAAACCAGGAUCUGAAAGGUUUUGGGUUCACCUCUGCAUGGCGUACAUAUUCACCUUAUGGACUUCCUAUAUGCUGUACAUGGAAUAUGAUAAUGUAGCUUUUAUGCGGUUGCAUUUCUUGGCAUCACAACACCGUCGUGUGGAGCAAUUCACAGUAGUUGUCAGAAAUGUUCCUCAAAUCUCAGGUCAUUCCAUUGCAGAGACUGUGGAUCAUUUCUUUCAGAAGAAUCAUCCUGACCACUAUCUUAGUCACCAGGCUGUUUACAAUGCAAACAGAUUUGCUAAACUUGUCAGGCAAAAGGAAAGGCUGCAAAACUGGUUAGACUAUAACCAGAUCAAAUUUGAACGAAAUCCAGAUAAACGGCCGACCAGUAAGAUUGGCUUCCUUGGCCUUUGUGGUCGAAGAGUAGAUUCAAUUGAAUAUUAUAAACAAAGGAUUAAAGUGCUUGACAAUAGA